Messenger RNA from Dioscorea cayenensis subsp. rotundata (Guinea yam), 1415 nucleotides. RefSeq names its product UDP-glucosyltransferase UGT13248-like. Gene Ontology annotation, molecular function: UDP-glycosyltransferase activity. Lineage: Eukaryota; Viridiplantae; Streptophyta; Magnoliopsida; Dioscoreales; Dioscoreaceae. Bases 22 to 1389 code for a protein of 455 amino acids. The transcript is spliced from 2 exons. The record is from RefSeq and is a predicted model, not a curated record.
CAAAAAAAAAAAGAGUGUGCUAUGGAGAGUAAUGAAGGUGAAGCUCAAGAGAAGCAUGUUCUUUUAGUCCCAUAUCCAAGCCAAGGCCACGUCAAUCCAAUACUUCAAUUCGCCAAACGGCUCGCUUUUUUCGGGCUCAAGCCCACUUUGGCUGUGACCCGUUUCCUUCUCAAGACAUCUCCGCCCGAGCCCGGCCUGGUUGGUAUUGAACCCAUCUCAGACGGUUUCGAUGAAGGCGGGUACGCUCAAGCCGAAUCUAUUCCAGCUUACCUGGCCCGAUUUGAGUCAGUCGGGCCCGAAACUUUAGACGCCGUUGUACGGUCGGGUAAGUACAAAGCUGUAAUUUAUGAUGCGUUUUUACCGUGGGUUUUGGAGGUUGGUAAAAAAUACGGGCUUGUUACGGCGGCGUUUUUUACUCAAUCGUGUGCUGUUGAUGCUGUUCUUGGUCAUGUUUAUAAGGGCCGGGUUAGUCUUCCGUGGACUGAACCAGAACUUUUGUUAGAUGGGCUUCCGGGCCUCGGCCCUAAUGAUUUGCCGUCGUUUUUGUCUGACCCGGUUGAUGGCCCGUACCCAGCUUAUUUGCAGCUCGUCUUGAACCAGUUUUUGGGGUUGGAAAAAGCUGAUGAAGUCUUCAUCAACUCUGUCUAUGAAUUAGAACCUCAGGAAGCAGAGUGGAUGAAGAAAGAGUGGGGAGCAAAAACAAUAGGGCCAACGAUUCCAUCCAAAUACCUGGAUAACCAAAUCCCCGGCGACACUCACUACGGCUUCCACCUCUUCGCCGGCGCCGACCGAUGCAACGAGUGGCUUGACGCUCAACCACCACGCUCUGUCAUCUACGUCUCAUUCGGUAGCAUGGCAAACCUAGAUCAUGAAUCAAUGAGGGAGCUCGCCAAAGGUCUGGAAAUCACUGGAAAACCAUUCCUAUGGGUUGUUAGGGCAUCGGAGAGGGGAAAAUUAGAAGAGAAUUUCAAUGGGGAAGGGAAAGGGAGGGUGUGCGAGUGGAGUGAACAGUUGGAGGUAUUAGGGCAUGGAUCGGUGGGUUGUUUUGUGACGCAUUGUGGGUGGAAUUCGACGGUGGAGGCGUUGGCGGCGGGGAUGGCGAUGGUGGCGGUGCCGCAGUGGACGGAUCAGCCGAUGAAUGGGAAGUAUGUGGAAGGUGUGUGGGGAGUUGGGGUGAGGGCGAGGAAGGAUGAGAAUGGGGUUGUGAGAGGUGAAGAGAUCGGGAGGUGUGUGAUGGAGGUGAUGGAAGAAGGGGAUAAGAGUGGAGAAAUUUGGGAGAAUGCGAGCAAGUGGAAGAGAUUGAGUGUGGAGGCGAUGAUGGAGGGUGGGAGUUCUUAUAACAAUAUUUUAGGGUUUGUAGAGAAAUAUUAUGGUCGUGUGCGUGUUUGAUCUUUGGAAUUUGUUGUCUUUUGACU